Messenger RNA from Nomascus leucogenys (northern white-cheeked gibbon), 2011 nucleotides. It is a transcript of the gene TRAPPC3L, whose product is annotated as trafficking protein particle complex subunit 3L. Gene Ontology annotation, cellular component: TRAPP complex; cis-Golgi network membrane; cytosol. Lineage: Eukaryota; Metazoa; Chordata; Mammalia; Primates; Hylobatidae. Gene Ontology annotation, biological process: endoplasmic reticulum to Golgi vesicle-mediated transport; intra-Golgi vesicle-mediated transport. The record is from RefSeq and is a predicted model, not a curated record.
CCUCUUCAGCUCAGCAAAGAGCAAAAGCAGUAGAGUGCAGAAGCAGCACUCCUCUCUCAAAGCGAGGAAGAGCUUACAAAAACAAAACAAAAAGACAUGGACUGAUAUACCUCUAAGAAACAGGCAAAAGAAGAGAAAUUGAAGAUCAUAUUCUUCAUCUGUCAAGCACUAUGUCUCGCCCUGUACACCGAAGACCAGAAUACCAUAAAAUAAAUAAAGAUCUCUUUGUCCUUACCUAUGGAGCUCUGGUUGCCCAGCUGUGUAAGGAUUAUGAGAAGGAUGAAGAUGUGAACCAAUAUUUAGAUAAAAUGGGUUACGGCAUUGGAACGAGGCUUGUGGAAGACUUUUUGGCUCGAUCCUGUGUGGGAAGAUGCCAUAGUUAUUCAGAAAUUACAGACAUAAUUGCCCAGGUUGCUUUCAAGAUGUACCUGGGAAUUACACCAAGUGUGACCUGUAACAAUUCAAGCAAAAAUGAAUUUUCCCUGAUUCUAGACAAGAAUCCUCUGGUGGAGUUUGUGGAAGAGCUCCCUGCUGGGCGAUCUUCUCUGUGCUACUGCAACUUGCUCUGUGGGAUUAUCAGAGGUGCCUUGGAAAUGGUUCAUUUGGCUGCUGAUGUUACAUUCUUGCAAGACAGACUAAAAGGUGACAGUGUGACAGAAAUAGGAAUAACGUUUCUAAAAAAGCGAGACGAGAAAAAAUAUAGACGGAAAAAAUGAAGAAUAGCACGGAAAAUGCCACAGGGUGGCUAGUUGAGUUAAUAUUAGCUAAACAUGUAUAGACAUAAAAAUUUUGAAUUGCUUCAUAGCAUGAGCUUUGAAAGGUUUAUAAAUCAGCCAGAAAUUUGAAAUGCAGGGCAUGAAGGUUUAAAGGUUUUUUUUUUUCUUUUGCUUAUAAAUCACACAUUUUCAAUCUCAUGUCCACAAAAUUUCAUAUGCAAAUAACUCCUUAUAAGAUAGCAGGCAGGAAUUCCACAUCUUACACUAUGCAUCCUCAGAGAAGCUGUUCAUUCCAUUCGCGUAUGGUAAUGGGAAAAAAAGCAGCACCAAUACAAACAGUUGUGUAUUUAUCUCUUUGCUGAAAAAAAAAGAAUGAAAUGAUGUAGCAUAGAGUUUCCUAUAUAUAGACAGUAGUUUCUAGAGACUAUAUAUUGCAUUCCUUAAAUAAAUAAUUCCAUAUUUCUAAAAAAAUAUGAUUUGAUUUUUCUCAUGUAUUAGCUUGGCUUAUAGCUUUAGCCUUCUGACGCUACCCUUGAUUUGUAAUCACCAAGUCAAGCUAUUUAUUCAACGAUAAUUUUGAAACAUUUAUAAAUAACAUUUAAUUUUAAUUUAUUUUAAUUUAUUUAGUUUAAAUAUAGCUGGCAUCAACCAAAUUCCUUCCUUUUCUCAUGAAAUAUUGCUUGAUGGUCAGGCCAGAAAACCUCUAAAAUAAAGGAUAAAUAAUAUUCUUUAAAAAUACUUUCUUACCCCAAAGCUUAUUAAUUAAGAAUUUCUACUAGCAUUUUCAUCCUCUAAAAAGUCUUCCAAAGGAUGUUUUCUUUGUGACCAGAACACAUUUAAAAUUCAAAUAUACUGAAUUAAAUACACAGUAAUCUUCACCAGACCACUGGCACACAAGGGCAGCGUACAAGGCAGCCCAGAAUCUACUGGGCUCUGCAGAGAGCCCAAAUUGCAAGUACAAGUUAUAAUUAGUGUGAUACUACCCUACGGAAUUGGAGAAAAUAUUUGUAAACUAAAUAUCUGACACCCUUGUGCUAUUAAUAACCAGAAUAUAUAAGGAGUUCAAACAACCCCAUAGGAAAAAAUUAAUAAUCCAAUUAAAAAUGGGCAAAAGAUCUGAAUAGACAUUUCUCAAAAGAAGACAUACACAUACAAAUGGCAAACAAGUAUAUGAAAAGGUGCUCAACAUCAUUGGUCAUCAGAGAAAUGCAAAUGAAAACUAUAAUGAGAUAUUAUCUCACCCUAGUUAAAAGUGGCUUUCAUCCAAAACAGGCAAUAACAAGGAUGUGGAGAAA